Messenger RNA from Mya arenaria, 5021 nucleotides. RefSeq names its product mucin-5AC-like. NCBI's taxonomy places the organism in Eukaryota, Metazoa, Mollusca, Bivalvia, Myida, Myidae. Bases 1 to 612 code for a protein of 203 amino acids. The transcript is spliced from 4 exons. The record is from RefSeq and is a predicted model, not a curated record.
AUGCGGCAGGAGGAGAAAGAAGCGGACAGAAAGAGACUGGAGCGCAAAUGCAGAAAUCAGAGAGAGGAAAUUGAAACGAUGGAAGCUAUGAGAGUGGAGAUGGAUCGCAUGAGAGCUGAGAUUGCAGAAUUGAGGGAGGAAGUCAGGUCUCUUAAAGAAAGGGCCAAGACUUGUACGGCCCCUUCAACUGAAACGGCAGAACAGAGCAGGAUCCCAAGGCCAAAGGGACCUGCAUCUGCCACUGCGCACAGGAGCCUUUUUGCAGCUGUGCGCAGGAGACCUGGCUUCGCUGCGGGCAGUGCUUCUACAACGUCAACUGCGUGCAGGACAACAACAACAACUGCAUCAACAACUGCACGCAGUACUUCUGCCCGCAGCACGGCAGCAACUGUGGGCAGCUCUACACGGAAGACAACAUCUGCCCGCAGCUCUGCUGCCACUGCCCCCAGCAUGCCAUCAGCUGGUGGGCAGACUUCUGCCCCCAGCACAUUAUCAGCUGGUGGGCAGACGGUCGAGGGUGGGGCAGCUCGAGGUCGUGGAAAAGUCUCAACAAAACGUAAGCGUGUUGAUGACGAUGGGGGGAAGGCAAAGAAAAAACCGGCUUGGAAAUGAGAAUAAAAAUGCCUGCCCCUCCCCCACCCCUCGACCGGACUCCCUCUUCUGCAUCUCAGCCAAACAACAUCUCUCUCUGAUCCAAAGUAUUUAACGACUAUGAUCCAAAUCGCUCCACAUCGCUCCGCACCUCUUCUUCACCUUGUACAAAAUCCCUGCUCAGCAUCGCUACAUACAUGGCUGCAGUUUCCCUAUAAUAUGAAGGCUGCAGUGCUCUACAAUGGCUAGAGCUGUGUUUGUGUCAUGCCGGUCUCCAUGGGCCACCAUCAACAACGUCCUGAUUGUGAAUGUUGUCUGAAAAAAACACUUGAAAGGACAUUCCCACGAACAAGAACUGACGAUUUGUUUUAAGUUGUUUGUGUUCAUUUUUUAUUGGUUAAAUACAGGUUUGCCUUUUGAAAGAUGCCAUUUUUUCAACAGUGUUCUUUAAAAAAAAAAGAGAAUGUUCAUAGCCUCUUUCAUGUUUUAAAGGUAUGAUGUUCAUAUUACUAGACUUAUUUCACACCUGUUAAAAUCAGAUAAAUUUCUGAAAAGUCCUCAAACUAGUUGGUGUAGUUAUCCAAGCUUUUUGACUUGACUGCAUAUAUCUACAAAUGCAUUAUUUCACUUUGUUUAAUUGCCUAAAGCAGAUCUUGACUGAAGCUCCAAAGUAUUAGCUGUAUAUGAUUUUGAACAGUUUCAUACAUGACCUUGGCUUCACUCAUUUUUUUAUGUUUCUGAGAAUUGGACAACUAUGAUCUAUUUGAAUCUUUUAUUGAUAUUUAUCAAUUUGUACAUUGCUGUCUGUUCAAUUCUGACCUUAGUCCCUGUCCUGCGAUCCAUCUUGAUAUUGAAAACAGGGGCCCCUGUACUCCACUUAAUCCCCCUCCUAGCCUACGCCUGGCAAUAUUCAAUCCCACCAUUAUCCCGUCCAACAAAUGCCUUUCCCCAAAUCCUUUCCUGACCCCUGACCUGUGCACUGUCAAACCAACCUUCUACUCUACACUUUCUUAAGGGCCGGCCCAAAUCAUACCAUCUUCUCUAACAGACAUAGAUGUACAAAUAGAUUGAAUGUGUAUAUGAAAUUAUAUAAGCAUUCACAAAGUCUUGUUAUUAAUUUUACUACAAAAAGUAAGCUUUACCAUAUAACAAAUUAAAGAAACUACAAAUUAAGGCAGCAUGGUCAGAACUGUUCCUUUUUAGUUCAUGAUAACCCGAACUGUAUGCUUCCAUUGACUGGCAUAGUUUCAGUAUUUUGUAUUAUGUACUUUAAAUAAACUUGCCAAUUAAAGCAGAGGGCAACCUCUACUGAAACAUUCGGAGCAGAACAUUCAUAACAUUAACUGAAAUACCACAGGAUUAUCAAAAAAAGAUAAAUGUAUGAAACCUGUUAUUGUUUACAAAGGUAUAUAGUAGAAAGGCAAGCCUAUUAACCAUUUACGAGAGCAUUAUACACAAUAUAAGAUGUUCGUUGGGAAUGAACGUUUCAAUACGAUACUGUAUUAUCACUGAUUGCAUUCAGUGAACUUGUUUUGGGGGAAUGUUGCAAUCGUUCUUUUGAUUUGUUAUUUUCUGCUUUUGUGCAGUUUUAUUUAUUUUUUCGGUAUGCUGACGACUUGCAGUUAGUGGUGUUAAAGGUGAUGAUGAGGAGGAUGAUGAUGAUGAUUGGAGGAUGUAUAUAGUGAUUUUUAAUAUUUUGUUACGUUCUAGUAACUUUUAUAAAAAAAUAAAACCAAAUAAAAAAUAUUUUUGUGCAACCUAUUAUGUAUGUUUAUUUUUUUCAUUUAUUUUGAAGCAUUUGUUUUAUAUUGUACAAAAAGGUGUAAUUAAUUGGUAAAACAAACAAAAAACAUAUUCAAAAUAACUUCAAAAGCAGUUUUAUGUAUAUAUAUAUUAUUUUAUUCUGAACUUUUUUUUGUUUUUGCAUUGAAUUAUAAUUAUGGUCAUUAUUUUAGACCUGUUUGUGUUUUACCAAAUACUUAUACCUUUUUGUGUUUUACUUACAUAAAAAAUACAAAAAAAAAAUUAAACUUAAAAAAUCACAAAAAAAUAAUCUUGUUUGAAUUAUGUACAUAUUUGAAUUCAGCCGGACUGUUUCAAAGAAACAAGUCUAGCUAUUCUCAUAGCCUUGGUGUCGUCAUUAUUGUGUCAAAGCAUAUCAAAUGUUCAAGCUAUCAAAAUGAAACUUGGUACACAUGUGGCGAGCUAUAAUACACACAUGAAUAGCAAGGCCAUAAUUCUGGUUAUUGGUGGUGAAUUAUGCCUUUUUUUUACACUGAACAAGUGUUGGCGUUCACUUUGGUGCGCUCUCUUUUUUUGUUGGUGAUUAUCAACGUAUUUUGUUUUUGAAUGAUUCGCCACAUUUCCCUCAGUUAUUGUUAUUUUCUGUAAUAGUGUUCGAAAUGUUUGUGCUGAUGCUUCUGAAAGCGUAUAAAUGUAGUUUGUAAACUAUUUUAAAACCAUUUUCAUGCUGUAGGGUAUUUACAUUAUGAGUGUUUAUGUUCUACUGUUGCUAUUACUGUUGUGACUGUAUGCAUUAUUUUGUGUACUGCAUUACAAUGCUGAUUUAGAAUUUUGAACACUCAUUAAUAGUUCUCUUUCAUUUAGUUGUUGCUGUUACCGCAACUGUUGAUGAUAAACCAUUGAUUAAGUUGUUGCUGUUACCGCAACUGUUGAUGAUAAACCAUUGAUUUAGUUGUUGCUGUAAUCGCAACUGUUGAUGAUAAACCAUUGAUUUAGUUGUUGUUUGCAACUGUUGAUAAUAAACCAUUUAUUUAGAUGUUGCUGUUACUGCAACUGUUGAUAAUAAACUUUAACCUGUGUUUGUCCUAUUUGGUAAAGAGUCCUUCUUUCCUUAUUGUAGAAGUAAUAUAAUUUAUUUGUCAGUUAUUCAAGGAAAGUUCUAUACUUAUGCUGAAACUAAAAAGUUUGGAAACCUGCUCAUUAUUAAUUUUGACCCAAAUUAAAAUGCUUUCUCAUUCUCGAGUUAAAUAAUCUAGUAUUAGAUCUCUUUUGUAGUGAUGUUUUAGGUUGGAACAAAUGUUACUUACCAUUGCUUGUUGUAUUAUACUUAUGCAAUAUGCUUCAAUCCUUGUGAUAUAUUUUCCAUGACAAUGUUCAUAUGUACAGCAUUUGACUUCAGGAAGCAGCUGAUUGAAUAUGAUUGACUUAUGUGGUAUGACAAUUGAGUGAAUAUAUGAAAUUCUUGAUGAUAAAAGUGUUGAAUAUGAUUGACUUGUGUGGUAUGACAAUUUAGUGAAUAUAUGAAAUUCUUGAUGAUAAAAGUGUUGAAUAUGAUUGACUUAUGUGGUAGACAAUUGAGUGAAUAUAUGAAAUUCUUGAUGAUAAAAGUGUUGAAUAUGAUUGACUUAUGUGGUAGACAAUUGAGUGAAUAUAUGAAAAUCUUGAUGAUAAAAGUGUUGAAUAUGAUUGACUUAUGUGGUAUGACAAUUGAGUGAAUAUAUGAAAUUCUUGAUGAUAAAAGUGUUGAAAAUGAUUGACUUAUGUGGUAGACAAUUGAGUGAAUAUAUGAAAUUCUUGAUGAUAAAAGUGCUCAAUAUGAUUGACUUAUGUGUAAUGACAAUUGAGUGCAUUCAUGAAAUUCUUGAUGAUAAAAAUGUUGAAUAUGAUUGACUUAUGUGUAAUGACAAUUGAGUGCAUUCAUGAAAUUCUUAAUGAUGAGUGUAUUUGUGCUAAUGCAUAGCAAGGUAUGUAACUCUUGCUAAAAUAAUAGUGUAAGAGUUCUUCCCCUUUUUGAUGUAAAAGAACAGUCAAGCAUUGUAUUUUUCCCUGUGGUGCUCUUAUUUAAUCUUUAUUCAAACUUAUUUAGAUAAUUUAGAACUGUGUCUUCAGUACAACUUAAACAGUUUGGAUGAAAAUUAUUUUCAAAAGCAAUAUUAAAUCUUGAAUUUACAAAAAAUGUACCGUAGUUUUACAUCUGUAUAAUUCAGAUAAUUAUAUUAUUACUUGUUUAGGUGCUGUUAUGUAGGGUCAGUUUGGUAAACCAGUCUGUGUUUAAUUAAACAGCGUAUGUUUUUUUUAAUGCAAUUCAAGCACAAUUAUUAGAUUUGAGACUGCAAUUACAAAAAUGGAGCUGUAUAAGAGUGAAAUAGUAAUUUGAGGAAUUGAUUUUGUAUUGACCUUGUGGCUAAUUUACAACAUUUUGUAUUUAAAUAAAUCUAUUUGUACAUCAAUCUGUCAAUGAUAUUCAGACCUUAUUCCGAGUCCUGUUCCCUUACUGUGUCUGCCUUUUUCUAAAAAAAUCAGGGGCCCCUGUAUUCUGACCUUAUCCCGAAACAAAAUGACCAGGCCUGAUGUCCCGCCUCUGUCCAUCCCACCAUAUCCUGCCUUUCCCAUACCCUUCCCCGACCCCUGACCUGACCCCUUUCAAACCUACCACUUUAAGGGCCCACCCUUUAAGCUUGUAAUGU